AUGGCUGAUAUUUCCUCUCCAUCGAGCUCCAACUCACGUUUGCAACUGAAUAAUGAGCAGCUGCAAUAUCUCUUCAAUAAAAUGUCGAGUGAUGAGCAAAAAGAGCUUACGGAUAUCAUGAAAAACUGUACCACCGAGGUUUAGUUCUUAAUUCAGAGUUAUGUAUUUGAUAAAAUGAAGAUGGCGACGACUCGAGGGCUCCCUGCGACAGCCCUCGUUCUGGGCUCCUUGUACUUUGCUCGAACCCGUUUGCCGCCACAAUACCAGUUCGGACCGAAAGGCUGGCCUUUCUACGUGAUUAUGGGUAUUGGGUAUGUAUGAGAGAAGAGAGAAAUCCAUCCGCUAAUCGGCUCAAAGGUCGAUGACUGUCGCCAACUUGUUCUCUAUGGGAACUUGUCGUGAUCGUGUCCAGCCGAAAGUUGCAGAAUUAUGGGAAAAGGUUUCAAAAUCCUUGAUAUAACUGUAUGAUAUGCAAUUUCAGUACAAGUUGAGCAAAUCCAGAGUGAACUAUGACGACCUCCGCAGACAAAAUCGCCAGACUGCAGAAAAUGCGAACACAACGGUAAGCGGAUUUGAACUUCGUGAUUCAGAUAUUUUUGCAGCAUAUUCCAACUUCCCGCGUGUACGAUCCCUAUUCAACUCCGAUCCCUGAAGUUGCUGAGGUGAGGGGUCCAGCACAACUGAGUCAUGAAGCUCCUGUCAUGAAAGAUUCAUACGCGGCAGCUUUCGCCUCCAACCCAUACAGUUUCGACAUGACAGGUAUUUCGAGCAUUUGCGCAGGUCUCAAGCGGUAGUUUCUAGGAGGAGCGCCUGCUGACUCUGGAAAAUAUGGAGGAUCCUCCGGUUAUUCCUAUCCGAAUGAUGGAGAAGCUUACAUGUCCGGCACUCCGUCGGGACACAAUCGCGACAGAUCUUAUUCUUAG
Molecule: messenger RNA, 923 nt
Organism: Caenorhabditis auriculariae
Lineage: Eukaryota; Metazoa; Nematoda; Chromadorea; Rhabditida; Rhabditidae
Source: the annotation of a GenBank genome assembly